This is a messenger RNA of Megalopta genalis, 1322 nucleotides long. RefSeq names its product cysteine dioxygenase type 1. The record is from RefSeq and is a predicted model, not a curated record. Lineage: Eukaryota; Metazoa; Arthropoda; Insecta; Hymenoptera; Halictidae. Gene Ontology annotation, biological process: L-cysteine catabolic process. Gene Ontology annotation, molecular function: cysteine dioxygenase activity; ferrous iron binding.
UGUCUCCCCUGUUUUGUUAGACCGGUACGAGCCGUAGACCGGCAACGUGUUAUUCCAUCGUCGGCAACCGCUUCGCUUUCGAUCAGCUGCGUUCCAUCCGGUGAUCACGGGACGAAACUCUCGGAACAGAGAGACCUUCUCGUCAGCGACCGUCGUCAUUGGGCGUUCGUCCUCCCGUAAAACCCGCUCGAGCGUGUCCGCCGGCCGAGAAUCGUCCGAGAAGGAGGACGGUACCGAGCAGUGACCGACACCUACAGAAGGAUGCAGGUCUGCCCCGAAGAUCCUGCGACGCGCCGCAUUCCCGGCAGCAAAUGCUACGAGACCAAGAAAUCCCUGACGCUGCGCGAGCUCGUCGACGCUCUGCACGAGGCCUUCGAGACCGACCACGUGAACAUCGACGACGUGCAGGAGCUGAUGGCAUCCUACAGGAGCAAUCCCGCCGAGUGGAAGAAGUACGCCAAGUUCGACAGAUACAGGUACACAAGGAACUUGGUCGACGAGGGAAAUGGAAAGUUCAAUCUUAUGGUGUUAUGCUGGGGUGAGGGCCAUGGAUCAGCCAUACACGACCACGCGAACGCGCAUUGUGUGAUGAAGAUCCUGCAGGGUGAACUGUGCGAGACGCGAUACGCAUGGCCCAAGAAGAAUGGGACCAUAAGCAUAUCGACGGAAGCUGAAGAGCUCAAGGAAUUGGACAGAACUACCCUUGACCUCGACGAGAUAUGCUACAUCAAUGACUCUAUGGGUCUCCAUCGCGUGGAGAAUCCCAGCGCAGUGAAUCCUGCAAUCUCCUUGCACCUGUACUCGCCGCCGUUUUCUUCGUGUUCGGUGUUCAACAAACAAACUGGCCAAAAAACCGAGAGCAAAGUCACUUUCUGGUCUAAGUACGGAGAAAAGAGAAAUCGGGACAUUCAAGACGCCAGGUGUCCUGAGGACAAUUAACACAACGAGGAGGCUGGCUGCGAUUGCAUUAUAUUUUUAAAUCUUUGACGAGGCGAAUUCAAUAUUUUUAGACAGUUUUAAUAGUUCACAGUUGUAUAAAGUGUUUUUAGUAUUUAAUCGUAUUUCUAAGGACCUAAUUAUGCUGAGAGAUAACGUUCCUGAGACGUCGAUACGUGGCCAUGUUAUCGUACUGUGACUACGAAAUGGAAAAGAUUGUUAAACGGAGGCGGAUCGAUUGCAGUUAAUUAACGCGCUAUCAAUGUGUUUUGUCCGGCUAAUUAUCGCUGGGAUUAACCGAAGACGAAUAUACAACGAGCAAAAAAAGCGAAGCUCGUAAUUAUUUUUAUCUCUUAGCAUAUAGAUAAAAAUUAAGGGACUUUACA